UUUCAGGAUGAAUUUCAUCCCUUCAUCGAAGCACUUCUGCCUCACGUCCGAGCGUUUGCAUACACAUGGUUCAACCUGCAAGCCCGAAAGAGAAAAUACUUCAAAAAACAUGAGAAACGCAUGUCAAAAGAGGAAGAGAGGGCCGUGAAGGACGAACUCUUAAGUGAAAAACCCGAGGUAAAGCAGAAAUGGGCGUCCAGACUUCUGGCAAAGCUUCGGAAAGAUAUCAGGCCUGAAUUUCGGGAGGAUUUUGUUCUCACAGUCACAGGAAAAAAGCCUCCGUGUUGCGUCCUUUCCAAUCCAGACCAGAAGGGCAAGAUGAGAAGAAUUGACUGCCUUCGCCAGGCAGAUAAGGUCUGGAGGUUGGACCUCGUUAUGGUGAUUUUAUUUAAAGGUAUUCCGCUCGAAAGUACUGAUGGCGAGCGCCUUGUAAAGUCCCCACAGUGCUCUAACCCCGGGCUGUGCGUACAGCCCCACCAUAUAGGAGUUUCUGUUAAGGAACUCGAUUUAUAUUUGGCAUACUUUGUGCACGCCGCAGGUAAGUGCCUUUCUAUACCACUUCUCCACCUCGCGCGUCUGCGUCCCGGCGGGUUUGGUGCGGGCGGGAGGGAGCGCGGCCCCAAAUCUGCCCUUUUUCACCGGGCACAGCUCUUGUUUUCCUGGGGUUAAUGGCAGUUUGGUGUUUGGGGCACUUUGCUCAAGUGUUAUCCAGGCUUCUUUUAUUUUU
Meleagris gallopavo (turkey) is the source of this 727-nucleotide messenger RNA. Lineage: Eukaryota; Metazoa; Chordata; Aves; Galliformes; Phasianidae. The record is from RefSeq and is a predicted model, not a curated record.